AUGGCCGUGGUCCUGCGCAAUCCCGAGCCCAUGAAGAUGACGCUGCGGCCGGGGGAUCGGGUGUUCUGCCUGUACAGCCCGGAGGAGAAUCUUUACCACGAGCGCCUGGUGUGCGGGCACGUGGUCGGGUCAUUCUGGGCUGUGGCGACGCCUGACGGUGGCGUCUAUGUCGAGGACCUCAGCGACGAGGAUCACGCUGAGGUCCAUCGUGGCGGAGCUCGAGGUGGGCCCCCGCCACACCUGCGCAAGAGGCUGCUCUACCGCUUCGACAUGGACUCGGUCGCGCUGGAGGCGCUGGCCGCGGAGGGGGCUCAGCUGACGGAGCGGGGGCGCGCGGAGCUUCCCGCUGCUCGCCGCCUCCGCGGGAAGCAGGCCCAGGCCCCCGCGCUCUCAGUCCCGCUGGUUGGCGGCGCGGCCACGCCCGGCGGCUCAGACGCGGAGCGCGAGGACGGCCAGACGCUGGCGCCUCCAGCGCUCCAGCCGCCGCCGCGCUCCGGCCCGGGUGGCGCGCCGCUGCUGCCAGUCUGGUUGGAUGGCGGCUGGGUCGCGCUGGAGUCGCGCUUGGGGUUCUCGCGGGGUGCGCUGGUGGAUGUGGCUCUCGCCACCGUGCGCGCCAGCGAAGGCCGCGCGCUCGCGACCUUCCCCGACGGGGUCAUCGCCCUGGGUCGCGCGGGGAUGCUGGAGGAGCUGCCAAUGUCUCCGCGAGAGGGUGCCACGGCCGUGCUGGACGAGCGGAUCGUGCAGUAUCGCAGGAGCGGCACUGGUCAGCGGCGGCGGGCGUUCGCGGAGGGCGUGGCGGAGCAGCAAGAGGCCAUGGGCACCAAGGAAUGGCGCAUGGAAGGGCCUGCCACCGUCGGCUGGUUGCUUCAGGCCCACCUGGAGCAAGGCGGCGGGCCUGUCCAGCGCCGCUACUGGUGGAGACAGAUCCUGGGGUUGGCAGCUGCCGACCCCGGGGUCGACGAACACUUGUUCCUGUGUCAGCUCUUGGCUGCGGUGACCGCAGACCAGCUCAACCUCCCGGGCUGCGAGACGUUCGAGCUCGCGGCCAGGCGAUUCCAGCUCUGGGAGGAGGUCUACUCUGAGGCCCUUCGUCAAGCCGAGGUUGCGGGGACCGCUGGCGCUGCAGCCGACUCGGACGGCUGGCUGGACGAGCGCCGCAUCUUCCUGGGCAGCGCGCGGACCAAGGGCCAUGCGCUCGUGGCGCCCUCCUUGGAGAAGCACGUCGCCGAACGGAUGCAGGAGGAGAGCGCCAUCCUCCAGACGCUCCAGGCUUCGCGGAAGGGCUAUGCAGGCGCCAUGGCCGAUGGCGCAACGACGACGGAUUCGAAGGGGGCGAUGGCGCUCCCGCGGGAUGCGGCUGGGCGCGUGCGACUCAGUGACGCGCUGCCUCCGCGCCUGCAGUCUUUCCUGUCAGAUUAUCCGCAGAUGUUACGAGGGCCUGUGGCUCGCAGUUUUGCUUUGGGCGAGGCGCCACGGGUCUGUGCCAUGGGCCCAGCUUUGCACCGCCAUGGCUACCACUAUGGGGAGUGCCUUUCGGAGCUGCUCACCGCGGGCGUCAUCGAGCGCGUGAGCGAGGGCAGCAUCAUUGAGCGGGCGGGCCUCUUCUUUGCGCCGAAGAAGAACGCAUCGCUGCGCUUGAUCUUCGACACCAGGGGGUCGAACGCUCACUUUCAGGGCCCGCCGCGCGCGCCCCUGGCUAGCGGCGAGGCGCUCGCCAACCUGGAAGUAGACGCGGCGCAGGGCGUCGCGGCGCGUUUUCUCCAUCCUGAGACUCGGCGGCGGUUGGGCAUCGCGGACGUCUCUGAGACGGUGCACUUGGUGGCCAGAGUGGUUCCCAUGGGCUGGCCAUGGGCGGCGCAUCUGAUCAAGGAGGCCCACGCCCACAUCUUGAGCAGCGUCAGUCCUGAGGCGCCGUGGAUUGCCGACAAGGCGCCUACGCCUGCGCUCGGCCCCCAGCGCGCCGCGGCCACGAUGCUGCACGUAGACAACGUCGCGGUCUUUACUUCUGGCGGCGGCGACCCUGCCCUCGAGGUUGAGCACGUGUCGGCCGCGUUGGACAGGCAAGGUAUCCAGUCCUCGUUUGACAGUGAUGACGGGGGCCUCCACACCUUGCUUGGGUUCGCGCUGCACAAACCUUCGGCGACGCGGCGGCUGUCGAGGAGCAAGUUUUGGCGGCUGAAGUUUAGUCCCGAUGUUGCGCUGGCGCCCGGGCGCUUGGUCACGGGGCGCGAGCUCGAGAGGCUCAUGGGCCACAUCGCGUCCGCAGUCAUGCCAGGGCGGCCGAUGCUUCCCCUCCUUCACGCCAUCUAUGAGAUCUGCAGGCGCUCGCGUGACAAGCGGCAGCCGCUGCGGAGCUCUGUGAAGCACGAGCUUGCAUGCUUCCGAGCGCUCCUUCCUUGCGUGACCGCUUCGUUGGGCCGCACCUGGUGCGAGCGGGUCACGGCCGCCGAUGCCUCGCCGUGGGGCUUCGGCGUGGUGGAGCAGCCCUGGGCCGUGGGAGACGUUCGCCGUGUUGGGGGCCUCUCAGAGCACAGCCGCUUUCGAGGCGUCCUCACGGCGGAAUACGCGCCACGUGACACGCUGGUCGAGCAGCAGCUCCUGCGGGCGCCCUCUGCAGCUGUGGUGGCGGAGGGCGCCCUCGCGCGUUUUGAGGAGGUGCCCGCAGGGCGUCUGCUGGCGGAGCCUUGGGCUGUGGUGGUAGCGAGGCGAUGGCGCCGUGCGGCUGCGAUUCACAUCCUUGAGGCUGAGGGCGCGCGCUGGGCCGUGCGGCGUCUAGCUCGGAACACGCAGUUGCAUGGUCAGCGGCACCUCGUCCUGGGCGACAACCUCGGGGCGGUGUGUGCUUGUGAAAAAGGAAGAGCCGCUCACUUUGCCCGGAACAGCGUUUGCCGUGAAGUGUUUGCCAUAUCGCUUGCCACUGGGGCCCAGUUCAGGUUUCGGUGGAUACCCUGGGAGCUCAAUCCUGGAGAUGCUCCCUCACGAAGGUUUAUACCAAUAUCUCAGGCUCGCCACGAGAAGACCCCUCGCCGCGACGUUCUCGGGAAGGGCCCCUCUUCCGUAGACAUCGGCUCGAACGACGACAUCAAUGCGGGCUCGGACUUCGUGGGCGGGCGCGAGCCGCUCGGCCCUUCGGGCUCCCGCCUGGGCUGGACAUCCCGAGCGCCAGUGAUCGCAGGGCCCUCCAGACCCAACGAGCAGUGGGCACAGCUGUGUCCGCAACUCUCGCGGCUGGCAGCUACCAGAGCGCGCCCGGCCAAGGAGCGCACCUACCUGCGGGCGCCCACCUCCAUCUUGGGCUCCCUCAGGCUGAAGGCGCUGCCGCAGUGGGCGCCCCCGCAGUGGGGCAGCGUGCUGGUCGACUACGCGGAGAGGGCCUUCGACCGCGGCAUGGAGACAGAGGCGGCUCUUCCCCUUGGCGCGCUUGUCGCGGGCAAGCUGGGCGCGCUUACAGCCUGGGCAUUCCCGACCGCCGCUGCCACGGGCGCUGGCGCUGGCGUUGGAUCGCUACUUCGGGGGGACGAACCGCUGUUUCGCCACUCGUACAUGCAGCUCCUAGCCGAUUUCCCUGUUGUCUCGCAGCAGCUCAAGCUCGACGGUUUGGGCUUCACGCCGCACUGCCUCCGCCACGGAAGUGCAGCCCGCGACCGCGCGGAGGGCAGUCGAUCGCUGCUGGAGGUACAACGGAGGGAGAUGUGGCGCGCCGCCUCGUGA
Molecule: messenger RNA, 3711 nt
Organism: Prorocentrum cordatum
Lineage: Eukaryota; Dinophyceae; Prorocentrales; Prorocentraceae
Source: the annotation of a GenBank genome assembly